Molecule: messenger RNA, 1687 nt
Organism: Lycium barbarum (goji berry)
Lineage: Eukaryota; Viridiplantae; Streptophyta; Magnoliopsida; Solanales; Solanaceae
Product: probable protein phosphatase 2C 60
Exons: 12
Coding region: 206-1453 (415 amino acids)
Biological process (GO): protein dephosphorylation
Molecular function (GO): protein serine/threonine phosphatase activity; cation binding
Source: RefSeq, a predicted model, not a curated record
AAACUCCAAAAGUGAAACAAAAAUAAAAAUAGUAAACUGUAGAUUUUACACUUUACUCUGACGGUGUUUGGAUUAUAUUCUCGUUCUUGAAUAUUCAGUAGAUCGGUCAGUGUGUAAAAAAUAAUCAUAAUUUCGUUUCCAAUUUAUUUCCCCUCGGCGAAGUUGACCACCGUCCGAUCUCCGGCGAAGUCCACGUCUAUCGGAGAUGGGUGUAUACCUGAGUACUCCGAAAACGGAGAAAUUUUCAGAAGAUGGUGAGAAUGAUAGGGUUAGAUAUGGUUUAUCAUCAAUGCAAGGAUGGCGAGCAGCUAUGGAAGAUGCUCAUGCAGCAAUUACUGACUUGGAUGCUUCCACUUCCUUUUUUGGUGUCUAUGAUGGUCAUGGAGGUUCAACGGCAUGUUUUGUGUAUUUCCCAUCUAGAUUUGCUGUCUUCUGGUCUCUAUUUGUUCAUCGUUAUGGUCUACAAGUUGUUUUGGUUUGUAAAGUUGUUGCUAAAUUUUGUGCCAAGUAUCUACAUCAACAAGUCCUCAAGCACGAAGCAUAUCUGCAAGGAGAUAUUGGAACAUCAGUCCAGAAAGCCUUUUUCAGAAUGGACGAGAUGAUGCGUGGUCAGAGAGGAUGGAGGGAGCUGGCUGCGCUAGGGGAUAGAUUAAACAAGUUUUCGGGUAUGAUAGAGGGUCUUAUAUGGUCUCCAAGAAAUGGUGAUGGAAAUGGAAAUACUGAUGACUGGGCGUUUGAGGAGGGUCCUCACUCUGAUUUUGCUGGACCAACUUCUGGAUGUACGGCUAAUGUUGCAAUCAUUAGAGAGAACCAACUUAUUGUUGCGAAUGCUGGUGAUUCUCGAUCUGUGAUUUCACGGAAGGGCCAGGCAUAUAAUCUGUCGAGGGAUCACAAGCCUGAUCUUGAGGUUGAGAGAGAGAGAAUCUUGAAAGCAGGUGGUUUCAUCCAUGCAGGGCGUGUUAAUGGCAGCUUAAAUCUUGCAAGAGCUAUAGGUGACAUGGAAUUCAAGCAGAAUAAGUUUUUGCCAGCUGAGAAGCAAAUUGUUACAGCCGACCCAGAUAUAAAUAUUGUCGAUUUGUGCGAUGAUGAUGAUUUUAUUGUCCUAGCCUGUGAUGGUGUAUGGGACUGCAUGUCGAGCCAACAGUUAGUGGACUUUGUACAUGAGCAGCUCAAAUCGGAAUCCAAGCUUUCUGCGGUAUGCGAAAAGGUUCUUGAUAGGUGUUUGGCACCCACUGCUGGAGGUGAAGGAUGCGACAACAUGACCAUGAUUUUAGUACAAGUCAAAAAACCUAUUCCCUCCGGGCCUUCUCCUGGCAAUGAAUUAUCAGCUUCUCCAGGUGACGAAUCUUCGGCUUCUCCUGGUGAUGAGCCGUCAGCUUCGAGUGAGAAACUCCCUGCUUCAGAUGAUGUAAAUGCUGAAACAAAACCAGCAGAGUCUGGAUCAAGUUCAUAGUCACAGAUACCCUUGUUAAGCCUGAAACUUCUGAAAGCAUAAUCUGCAGUUGUAAAUGAUUGUUUUCGAGCAACGAGGAUCGUACUAAAAAAAUUACUUAGCUUUUACAGCUGCUGGUUGUAUAUGUUUUUUGUAUUGUACUAUAACUUUUUGGAUGACAUGUAUAGAUGGCUUGACUGGAUGUCCAGAUGUUCUUGACAUGAAAUGUAAAAACCAAAAGUUUUGUUAUCCAAA